This is a messenger RNA of Nasonia vitripennis (jewel wasp), 1292 nucleotides long. It is a transcript of the gene CPR17, whose product is annotated as cuticular protein RR-1 family member 18. The transcript has 3 exons. Gene Ontology annotation, cellular component: chitin-based extracellular matrix. The record is from RefSeq and is marked validated. Bases 212 to 697 code for a protein of 161 amino acids. NCBI's taxonomy places the organism in Eukaryota, Metazoa, Arthropoda, Insecta, Hymenoptera, Pteromalidae. Gene Ontology annotation, molecular function: structural constituent of chitin-based larval cuticle.
AGUCUCUCACGAACUUCACUCCUACGACGACGACGACGACGUCCCGAAACACCUAUCUCAGGCGUGCAUUCACACACGUGGAGAUAUAAAAGCGCGGCUCCGUCCGAGGUGUCGCUUAGACGAAGGAGAGGAGGAAGCAGUUGGUUGUAAGACCGUUGCGUCGACUCGGCAGCCUCUAGUGCACUUUCUCACCGUCCGUCGAACCGCAGCCAUGCGUCUUCUGGUUUUGACCUGUUUGGUUGCCAUCGCCUGUGGCCAAGAUGACCUCUACUUCCGCAAGCCGGAGAAGAUCAUCAAAGCUUCCAACGACGUGGGCGAAAAGCUCGGUAACUAUGCUUUUACCUACGAAACUGAGGGAGGAAUCCUCCAAAGCGAGGUCGGCAAGCGCAAGUACGAGGGCACCGACUCCGAGACUCAACUGAUCCAGGGAUCGGUUCAGUAUAACGCUCCCGAUGGCACCCCCAUCGCCAUCAGCUGGACCGCCGAUGAGUUCGGUGCCCAGGUCUCUGGAACCCAUCUGCCCACUCCACCCCCAAUCCCACCAGAGAUCCAGAGGGCUCUCGACUGGAUCGCCAAGCAGCCCACCACUGAGGAGCCCGAUUAUAAUGAUCCCGCUCCAUCGACCUCCGCCAAGCCCAUCACGCUGAAGAAGCAAGCUUUCAACAAGCCUCUGCCUCUCAAGAGGCAACAGUUCUAAGGGGCUGGUUGGGGUGAAUUGAGCAGGACUGGAUGUUUGUUGAGGGACGGGAGUUUGCUUGCUUGAGAGUGUGGUUGGUCGUUUGUUUGCUGUUGAUGAUAAAAUUUCUUGUUUACGUCGAGCUCAAUUGCGAUUUGAUACAUCAAUAUUCCUUGUAAGAAUCUCGAAUAUAAGUUCGCCUUUGAUGCGAAGAAUAUUGGAGGAAAUUUAUUGUUUUUGUAGCAACGUACUAUUACAAAUAAUGUGUGGUUUGUUUGAUUGGCCAUGAAUAUGAACUCCUGUCGGAUCAGCAAACCGAGUUCUGUUGUCCAACAAUUCACUGAAUUAGAUAUUAACUAGUGUGAUAGAUUAUAUAUAUUUUUUUAAAAGAGUUUUUAUAUUGUUUAUAAUUUUACAUCGAUUACAUUGAACCUAUCCAACGAACAUAACACAAAAUAGAUGUAACAAACUUAGAUGAUUACAUGCCAAAUAUAAUUAUGUAGAUUUUUACAAUCACCUUCAUAUUUUUGACAUACAUACGGCUUGCAUAUUCAAUAACAUGACAGCACUUAUGUAGUGAAUAAAGAAAUAUAGAUUAAUUUUUUUAAAACGUUAA